Messenger RNA from Beta vulgaris subsp. vulgaris (sugar beet), 2479 nucleotides. RefSeq names its product granule-bound starch synthase 1, chloroplastic/amyloplastic. Bases 388 to 2211 code for a protein of 607 amino acids. The transcript is spliced from 14 exons. Gene Ontology annotation, molecular function: alpha-1,4-glucan glucosyltransferase (UDP-glucose donor) activity. Lineage: Eukaryota; Viridiplantae; Streptophyta; Magnoliopsida; Caryophyllales; Amaranthaceae. The record is from RefSeq and is a predicted model, not a curated record.
UUGGACAUGUAUUUCCUUGGAAAUACAAUUUCCUAGGAAAUGGCCAAAUAUUGUUGUGUUUGGUUGACUAAAAAUAUGAAAAGCAUAGGAACUCAGAUUUCCAAGGGAAUUACAAUUUCCCUCGGAACACCGGAAAUAACUCACCCACCCCCCCCACGGUGAGUUACAUUUCCUGUGUCUAUUUUUGCUGUGAAAUGACAACCAUGCCCUUGAUUAUUUUCGCAAAGGCGCGCUUUUCCCCGCCUUCAUUAUUUCAUUACGAAGGUUUGCACCCAAUAAGGUAACAACCCACACUCCAUUUUACAUGCAAUCUCCAAUACUUUGAUCUUGCAUUCUCCAUCUUUUCCUUCUCGUCAUCUCACAAGCAAGGUACUACGAAAAAAAAAAAUGGAGACUGUAACUUCAUCUCAUUUUAUAUCUAGCUGUUCAAAUACUAGUAUGGCGAAUUCGGAUCCGAAAUUAACAUUGAUAAACAACGGGUUGAAGAACAAUCAAAUGAUGCCAACUCACAGUGGAUUAAGAUCAUUGAAGAAUAAUUUGGAUAUGCUUAAAUUAAGAAAUAAUGCGAAAAAUUCUAGUGAAGAGCUAAGAAAAGAAAGCUCUCCUAUAUCUGUUAUAAGUUGUGGGAUGAAGUUGGUGUUUGUUGGAGCAGAAGUUGCACCAUGGAGUAAAACUGGUGGUCUUGGUGACGUGCUUGGAGGUCUUCCCCCUGCAUUGGCGGCUAGGGGACACCGUGUGAUGACAGUUUCUCCUCGCUAUGAUCAGUAUAGAGAUGGUUGGGAUACUAGUGUUCAAGUUGAGCUAAAAGUUGGAGAUAGGAUUGAAACAGUGCGUUACUUUCACACCUACAAGCGAGGGGUUGACCGUGUUUUUGUUGAUCAUCCAAUUUUCCUAGCAAGGGUGUGGGGGAUAACUGGAUCCAAACUCUAUGGUCCAAAGGCUGGAGAGGAUUAUGAAGAUAACCAACUUCGAUUUAGCUUGUUAAGCCAGGCAGCUUUGGAGGCACCAAGAGUUCUGAAUCUCAACAACAACCCACAGUACUCUGGACCAUACGGUGAAGAUGUUGUUUUCAUUGCCAAUGAUUGGCAUACUGCUCUUCUCCCAUGCUACCUUAAGAGUGUAUACCAGCCAAGAGGUAUCUACAGAAAUGCUAAGGUUGCUUUCUGCAUUCACAAUAUGGUAUAUCAAGGAAGAUUUUCCGUGUCAGAUUAUCCCCGUCUUAAUCUCCCUCAAGAGUUAAAGCCACUAUUCGAUUUUGUGGACGGGUAUGAUAAACCUGUAAAAGGAAGGAAAAUCAACUGGAUGAAAGCGGGUAUUUUAGAAUCAGACCGCGUAGUAACUGUGAGUCCCAACUACGCGCAAGAGGUUGUAUCGGGUGUUGAGAGAGGUGUGGAGCUCGAUAAUGUAGUUCGGAUGACUGGAAUUACUGGCAUAGUAAAUGGCAUGGAUGUACAAGAAUGGAAUCCUACUACUGACAAGUACAUUGGUACCAAUUAUGAUAUAACAACUGCUGUUAAUGCGAAGCAUCUUAUAAAGGAAGCACUUCAAGCAGAAGUUGGUUUACCUGUGGAUAGAAAUAUCCCUUUGAUUGGUUUUAUAGGCAGGCUUGAAGAGCAGAAAGGUUCAGACAUUCUUGCAGAAGCAAUUCCUCAUUUCAUCAAAGAAAAUGUGCAGAUUAUUGUUCUUGGGACAGGAAAGAGAAGUAUGGAGAAUCAGAUAGAACAGCUAGAAGCUCUCUACCCAGAAAAGGCGAGAGGAGUAACGAAAUUCAACGUGCCCUUAGCUCAUAUGAUCAUAGCAGGAGCCGAUUUCAUGCUGGUUCCUAGCAGAUUUGAGCCCUGUGGGCUUAUUCAACUCUUUGCAAUGCGUUAUGGAACGGUUCCUGUGGUGGCAUCAACUGGUGGACUUGUCGAUACUGUAAGGGAAGGUUAUACCGGAUUCCACAUGGGCCGUUUCAGUGCAAAUUGUGACAUGGUAGAUCCUGCUGAUCUAGCAGCUGUUGUAACAACGGUGAAGAGGGCGCUAGCGACCUAUGGAACUCCGGCAUUGAGAGAGAUGAUCUCAAACUGUAUGGCACAAGAUUUCUCAUGGAAGGAACCUGCAAAGAAAUGGGAGAAUCUGCUGCUUAGUCUGGAGGUUGCUGGUAGUAGACCAGGAAUCGAAGGCAUUGAAAUCACUCCUCUUGCUAGGGAGAACAUUGCCACUCCUUAAGUACAUGGAUGAUCAAAGAAUGAUAUGCAACUCCUAUGGAAUAAUAUGGUUGAUAUUUUGUACUAUAGUUUGCCUAAAAAUUUAUACAUAAUGUAAUGAUGCCUUGCAAAAAGGCUGUUUCUAAAGCCUUCUUGUGUUAUUCAUGUUUGUUUGAUGCUUGAUAUUGUCAAUAAAAUAAAAUUUGAAUUAUAAAUUAUUAUAUAUUUGUGUUUAUACCAUAUUGAAUACUAAUAUGAUAUUACUUCCUAUUUUUUUUACUUGUACCAAA